UCAUUUGAGUUAGGUUAGGUUCAGUAAUUUUGUAACAAGAAUUAAAAACAAAUAUCUACCUGCUACAGCCCUUAUUUUUUUCUGAGGAUGGAGGAAAUUGACGAAGAAGUAGAGAAAUUUAUUGACAAAUUAGACUUAGAACAUAAGAAACUAGAGGAAACCAUUUCAAGACAGGAAAAUGUGAAAAGAAAUUUAGUUUUUGUAAAACUUGCAGGUACUUUUAAGGAAAGAAAUGAUACAUAUUAUGUGGCUGUAGCAAUUUCCAAAGAUCCAAAAGAAGUUGAAAAAAUAGCAGGUUUUAGUUGUCCCAAAAAAUCCCACAACUGUGCAUUCCUCAUAGUCGUUUUAAUUUUACCGAAAGUUCUGCAGUCAUUAUUUAAGGAAAAUGAAUUCAAAAUAGUCAUAAGUGUUCAGUAUGAUAAAAAACGAUUGUGUAGAACAGUUGAAGUGGAUGUCAAUAAUGUAGUAGUAAUUCCUUCUACUGAAUUUCCAAUCAACUCUGAAUUAGAUAUCGCAUUUUUUGGAAACAUUAGUGGAAAAAAUGUUGUGUACAGAAUUCCAAAAAUGUUACUAAAUAUCUUAUAUUUUAUAAGACCUGUCGAGAAUGUACACGAAAAGAGCAAAAACAGAAGUUCUGAGCAUGAAACUACAUAUACAGAAAGUUUAGUACAAAUUAGUAAACAGUAUUGCGUUCAUAAAAGAAGUUACUUCGAAAACUAUAACCUUAAACGCACAAUGAUUGUUAAUGAUAAUUUUAGUUUCUCAGAUGUUGUGGGUAAAUUAUUUCCACAAAACCUGAUUAAGGCAUUAUUUGAAAAUGGGAAUAGAGUGGAAUGGUUAAUCUUGAGAGGAAGUAGUCAGCCUUGUACAGUUAAGUUAGUGAAAAAGGAUCGUUUCAUUAAAAUCGAAGGGGAUGCAGAAAGUCUUUGGGAGUUUGAGAAAAUUUUUGCCAAGGAGAAUUUAAAUAACAAUGAAUUAGAGAUAUUAGCAAUUAGAGAAUUUGCAAGGAACUCUUCAAAAGUCAAUAGGAGCAAUAUAAUUGAGUUUUACAACACUUUGCGAGGAAUAUGGGAUUUAAAAGUGCAGGAUGAUAGCUAGGUUUUAAAUUACGCAACAACAAAAUUUUUUAUGUACUCAAUGAAGGACCAUUACAUUGUAUCAUUUUCAAUUCAUGAAAAUUUUUUAUUAUUUCAGAAUAAUAAGUUUCCAUU
Messenger RNA from Coccinella septempunctata (seven-spotted ladybird), 1211 nucleotides. RefSeq lists its product as uncharacterized. Bases 88 to 1098 code for a protein of 336 amino acids. The record is from RefSeq and is a predicted model, not a curated record. NCBI's taxonomy places the organism in Eukaryota, Metazoa, Arthropoda, Insecta, Coleoptera, Coccinellidae. The transcript is spliced from 2 exons.